AUGAAUGUUAUAGCUUGGAACUGUCGGGGCCUAGGCAAUGUCAAGGCAGUUCCCUGUAUCAAAGACCUCGUCCGUGUCUAUAAACCGGACAUUCUUAUUCUCAUUGAGACUUUAUGCAAUAAUAAUAAAAUUUUCAGUUUGAAGUAUUCUGUUGGCUUCGAUCAUCAUUUUUCUGUUGACUGCAUUGGUCGUAGUGGCGGCCUAGCCGUUCUAUGGCGUAAUUCUGCACACUGUUCUAUUACUAGUUAUUCCCUAAAUUUCAUUAAUAUGUCUAUCCAAGACCCCAUCAAAGGUCCUUGGCGCCUUACAGCAUUUUAUGGCUAUCCGGAACAUGGUCGACGACGUAAUUCUUGGGAUCUUCUUCGAUCUCUACACACUCAGUCUGACGAUCCUUGGUGCAUUAUAGGAGACUUCAAUGACCACUUAUCUUCUUUUGAUAAAAGAGGGGGACCUGACCGACCCCGUUGGUUAAUUCAAGGAUUUCAAGAAGCUGUUACUGAUUGUGGCCUUACGGACCUUCCCCUCAUCGGAUACCAAUUCACGUGGUUUAAGAGUAUCGGUACUAGUCAUGCCAAAGAAGCACGUAUUGACAGAGCUCUCUGCUCGGCUCCCUGGCAGAAUCUAUUUCCUCAUAACUCGCUGCAAACCUUAGUGGCCCCCAUGUCUGACCACACGCCACUUCUUCUUCAACAUGACCCGGCAACAUGGCGUACACCCCACAACAGCUUUCGGUUCAAUAAUUCUUGGCUUAUUGAACCAGACUUAUCACACUAUGUCAAAGAUAACUGGAGUUACUAUCCAACCAGCAAUAUUGUUACUAAGCUUAAUUAUUGUGUUGAGGAUAUGAAGCUUUGGAGCAAGGCUAAUCACCCGCACUUCAAUCAAAGAAAAAUGCAGCUGAAAAAUCAGAUUGAAACUAUGCGCGCUUCAAAUGAUGCCACUGACAAUCCUCGGCUCCUUGAACUCCAGAACAGCCUCACAAAUCUUCUGCUUCAAGAGGACGUUUACUGGCGGCAACGUUCAAAAAUUUAUUGGCUCAAGGAUGGUGAUACUAACAGCAAAUUUUUCCAUUGCACAACUUCGUCUCGUCGCCGGAAAAUAUGA
Medicago truncatula (barrel medic) is the source of this 1104-nucleotide messenger RNA. RefSeq lists its product as uncharacterized. The record is from RefSeq and is a predicted model, not a curated record. Bases 1 to 1104 code for a protein of 367 amino acids. Gene Ontology annotation, molecular function: catalytic activity. The transcript has a single exon. NCBI's taxonomy places the organism in Eukaryota, Viridiplantae, Streptophyta, Magnoliopsida, Fabales, Fabaceae.